UUGUUUGGUACGCAUUUCCUGUUGGGAGCGGCAGCUUGUGACUGUCCAGCCUGUUUGGUUACCUGGGGAAAGGUUUAGGAGCUUUAGACUAAACAAUAAUUGUAUUUAUUUUUGCUUCCAGACAAAGAAAAUGCCUUUGUUGUGCGGAGGAACCACCGAGGCGAAGGACGCCACCGAGGAAGUGCAGAAAAUCUGUGAUGAGAUGAAGCCUCAUGCGGAGGAAAAAGCAGGAAGAAAGUUUGACGUCUUCACUGCUAAAUCCUACAAGUCACAGGUGGUAGCUGGAACGAACUAUUUCAUCAAGGUCCAUGUGGGUGGCGAUGACUUUGUUCACCUGCGUAUCUAUAAGACGCUGCCACACGCUGGAGAAAAACUGACACUUCAUGGAAUACAGACACCCAAAGCCCAUCAGGACCCCAUCGAAUACUUCUGAACAUACACUCCAUUAAGAAAGAGACACCAUCGAAACUGCACUAACACACAUAAACAGGCACUGUAUUUGAAUUUGUAUUCCAUAUGGAAUGUCACUGGCUUAAAACUGAGUGACAUUAAUCACAACCUGUUUAUUCCUUUUUACUUCAUAAACUGACAAGAAAUGAGCUGCUUCUUCAAUUAAUAAAAUGACAGUGGUAAUCUCUCAUAAAUGUUCUGCACUAAAGGGAACAAAUGGAGUGGUAUUUGGUAUUUGAUGUGUUUAUAAUGUGUCUAUAUGUCCAUCUUGAAGAAUGCAAUACCUGUAAUGAGAUUAAAGGUAAAAAUAAACAUUGACACAUGA
Pangasianodon hypophthalmus (striped catfish) is the source of this 775-nucleotide messenger RNA. RefSeq names its product cystatin-B. The record is from RefSeq and is a predicted model, not a curated record. Gene Ontology annotation, molecular function: cysteine-type endopeptidase inhibitor activity. Bases 131 to 433 code for a protein of 100 amino acids. Gene Ontology annotation, cellular component: cytosol. NCBI's taxonomy places the organism in Eukaryota, Metazoa, Chordata, Actinopteri, Siluriformes, Pangasiidae. The transcript has 3 exons.